AUGGCGUCAACUAAAAUAUUUGCGACCGCUGCUUUUAUUUGUUUAUUGAGUUUGUUUCAACAAAUAGAUUCCACACAAAUAACAAAUCGCGAUGUAUCCAGUAUUCUGUCUCUAUUGAACCGCAACAUCGUUGGUAACAAGAAACCUGUAAUCAUCAUAUUAGAAAAGGAACCAGGACUGACGAAGAAAAAUAAACCGGCUUUAAUGACAUCCAGUGAAGAACACAACUCCAUAAACAUUCCACACGUAUUACACGAAAAGUUGAAUUAUGAAGGGAGCGUUAGACUAAGCACACCGAGUUACUUAAAUUUGUUACAACAAAGGGGUCAGAAAAACAGAAUGAGGCAUAGAGCUGAAAGGAAUAGAGUGGAUGAAGAUGAUGUUCAAAGAACUGACAAACAAAUCCUAAGAUCACCGAUUGUGAAGAAACUGCUUCGUAUCUCUAACAGCCUACGAUGCGACGCUAAAGACGAUUGCCAAGAUAAAUGCAGUAACAAAUACAAUGGAAAGAAAGUUGUUACAUGCAAAGUUCAAUGCGAAGUGAAGUAUGAAUGUGAUCAACCAGAACCAGAGAAAGAUGCUUGCGAGUCCGGCUGCGAAGACUCCUGUGGUAACGAUAAUGAGUGUGAUAAUGCUGAAGAUGACUUGAGAUCUUUAUGUAACUUGGAAUUAGAGCUCACAGAAUACUUCGAUAGAAGUGAGAGCAGGACCUACCAUGAGCUAUAUCCAGGGGCUGAGAUGAUAAACUAUGACUUCACCGCCGAAAGACAAAACAUUUACUCAACUAAUUUAAUAGAGUCUAUUGCUCAUCUUAUAAAAGGCUGUUUAGGAGCAGGUUUGCUUGGCAUGCAUGAAGCCUUUAAGUACGGAGGACUAUGGACGUCUCUCGCUGUUACACUGAUUAUUGGUUAUGUUAUCACAUAUUGUAUGAUUAUGUUGGUUAGUUCAGCUCAAACUAUGUAUGGUAGACUCCGUGUUCCUAGGCUUUCUUAUCCAGAUUUAGCUGAAGUGGCACUCGCUACCGGACCUUUCAAAAUAUCUAGACGAGCAAGCAAGAUAUUUCGCAUAUCUGCCGCAGCUAGUUUAAGCGAUCUUCCCGCUUGGAACGAUGUACAAGGCUUCUUUCGUUUGAUGGGAAUUUGUAUAUUCAGCAUCAAUGGAAUCGGUGUAACGCUACCAGUAGAGAAUAAUAUGAGAAAACCUAAGUACUUUAAAACUGUAUUGCUAUGGGCGAUGCCUAUUGUUAUAUCAUUUAACGCUGCGAUAGGCUUCUUCGGUUACUGGGCGUGGGGCGAAAAAUGCAAGUCUCCAUUUACAAUACACAUGCCUUCGAAUACGAAAAAGGGCAUUUGGGAGCGCAUGUAUCGCUGUAUACACGUAUUGGUACUAUCGGGUUUUUGUGUUGCAUUACCAGAUAUGAUGACUUGGAUGACGUUUAUUGGCAAUGUGUUCACAGCGUUUCUGUUGUUUAUAUUCCCUGCGUUUAUCGAAAUUUUGGUUAUGUGGAGGGAACCGAAACGAAGAAAGUUUAGAUCGCCAAGGGAUCCAACCCAAUUUCCAUUAUUAUCACGAUUGCCCCAGCCAUCGCCUUUCCACGGGGUUCUUAUUAUGAGACUUGCAUUUAAAUAUUUUGCCAAAAUAAGCAGCAGGUCCCCAUCAGCUCCCGACGGUACUCCAUCAGUUAAAUCCAUGUAUGGGCAUUGGGAAAAAGUUGAAACUAUGAUCGGACAACCAUAA
Molecule: messenger RNA, 1737 nt
Organism: Danaus chrysippus (African queen)
Lineage: Eukaryota; Metazoa; Arthropoda; Insecta; Lepidoptera; Nymphalidae
Source: the annotation of a GenBank genome assembly